Molecule: messenger RNA, 2085 nt
Organism: Exaiptasia diaphana
Lineage: Eukaryota; Metazoa; Cnidaria; Anthozoa; Actiniaria; Aiptasiidae
Exons: 5
Coding region: 547-1179 (210 amino acids)
Source: RefSeq, a predicted model, not a curated record
UCAAAGCAAGUCUUUUCUUUUUUUUGCGUGACAGUCAAGGAAAACUCUUGUGUGUGUCACAUUUCCCCUUUUUGUUUAUCCUUUCCUAUCUAAUCUCAACCCCGUUAAGACAGGACAGGACUUUUUCCUUUCAUAGAGAGAUGCACGUCUGCCAUUAGAUUUUACAAUGAACCCUUAUUAGCGGUCGCUCUUUUUUUUUUCAAAUUUUUACUCGAUUUUCUUGAUAUACUAUAUUUUUUGUGUCCAAAGAGAGUCUAACUUGCGGCAAGUCUAGUUGUGCCCUGUGCUCUACGACCCCGGUAUUAUGACUGUUGAUCCGUCGGAUUGUAGGCUGUAGUGAUAUAUGGAUGUGUUGCGUCUGUGCCCCAUGUGUUCAGUGACAUUUAACCUUUGACCAAAUUGCGAAAACAAAAUUUGUCACACAAUUUCCGGUUUUCUAAACAGAUAAUAUUUCACAAUUUUUUAACAAUCGAGCUCUGACAACAGAAAAAUUUUCUCGGAGAGCUUAAAGUAAUCCUUAUUUAGUAAUUUGAACAAGAAUAAACUAUGUUUGAGUGCAUUCUAAAGACAAUGACAUAUCUACGUCUUCGAUUCUUCAGCAUUGGCUAUAAGAAGAGGAUUGCUAUUCAGCUUUUCUUGUUAAUGGUCGUGGCAUUCCUUGGACUAAUGAUUAAGCCGUUCAUCUUUGCAAACCUGGCCGAGUUGGAUAUUUUUAGCAGUAAUAGCACUUUAUCCGCAGGAGCUGGUCAAUGGGACAAAUGGUCGAUUGAAAUGGAGAAGAAAGGGUACCGUUCCAUAGGAGAUGUUUAUGAUCUUUGUGAAAAAUCUCCCCGUCGGUCUAAAAUUGGAAAAGUUCUUAUUCACUUUAAUAGAAGACGAGGGAGAGUUAUAGCGACUGUAGCGUCCAACUUUACAAUGCCGGUUUCAGCYGAACGAGGAUCGACUGUUCAUAUUAUUGCGAAGUUUUUAGGAAGAACGCUAUUUGACAAGGAGUACAACAUGUGUAAAGUGGAAGUAGACACUUUCAAGUGCCCCCUAARAAAGGGUCAAAAAAUGCAUAUUUACGAAACCUUUUCAUUACCAAAGUUUAUUCCUAAGGGUGAAUACUCUUCCUAUGCCAAAGUAUCCAACCAAGAUGGUACAUGUUUUAUUUCAGCCGAGUCUGAAUUGAAAGUGUGAACCUGUGUCUUCUGUCGUAGCAUUGUUUAAGUGCUUUCAGUCCAGCCUUUAUGGUGUCUGUAGGGGAGCUCCUUCCUUUUCCAUUCUCUUCCCCUACAGCCACAUCCCAGGCUGCUUUUAGUCGCUAAACAAAUUAUUAUCAUAUUGUAGUGUUCUUAUUUUAUUGCAAAAGUAGUACUAACAUAGUCAACGGGUUUUGAAAAAAGGAGCAUUAUUUAUAGGUUAGUCUCCUUAGUAACGGGAUACCUGUGUGGAGGAGGCACAGGUAUCCCAGUAUAAAGACCUCAURAUAUCAUGAAAUUUAAGUACACUUUGUGAACUUAGAAACUGAACAAUAGUCAUUGCAUWUAACCCAUGAAAACACUAAAUAAUUUGUUAUUGUGUGUUACUCUAGUUGAAAAAAGGGAAAAAAAUGGUUUUCCACUAGUAGYCUACUAACUAUUUAACUAUUUACCGUAAUUGUAAUGACUUUACACAGCAAUAUAAAACCUACAAGCAUGUACUAAAUAAGAAUACAAUAGCUUCUUGUAACCACAGGACUGUUAUUGACAAAAUGGUCUUAGUUUAAAUUAAGCAAAAUACAAUAGCUUCUUGUACUCACAAAAGGACUGUUAUUGACAAAUUUCAAGCAUAUUUUAAAUUAAGCAAAAUUUUAUUAAAAAUAAUUAUAUAUUUACAAGCAAAUAAAAACAUUGUAGAUAUUAGUUGUUUAAAUAUUGACUCCAGUUUAUAGGGGGGAAGGGGUUCCUAGUGYAAUAGUGUAAUAUAGAGGACUAGGGGACUGGGAAGCAAGGUCUGAUAUUAGCCAAGAAACAGUGGAAUGUAUCAAGGUAAGCAAGUAUUUAUCAAGAACCCUGGUGGGCUCUUCCAUUACUAUAUUAUAGAGAAGAUAAAGCCAGAAUUUAC